ACUGAGAGCACAACUGUUAGUACAACUGAGACAACUACACCAACCACAACAACAACAACAACAACAACAGAAUCAACAUCAGCCACAACAACUGAGAGCACAACUGUUAGUACAACUGAAACAACUACACCAGCCACAACUGAGAGCACAACUGUUAGUUCAACUGAGACAACUACACCAGCCACAACAACUGAGAGCACAACUGUUAUUACAACUGAAACAACUACACCAACCACAACAACUGAGACCACAACUGUUAGUACAACCGAGACAACUACACCAGCCACAACAACUGAGAGCACAACUGUUAGUACAACUGAAACAACCACACCAGCCACAACAACUGAGAGCACAACUCUUAGUACAACUGAAACCACUACACCAGCCACAACAACUGAGAGCACAACUGUUAGUACAACUGAAACAACUACACCAACCACAACAACAGAAUCAACAUCAGCCACAACAACUGAGAGCACAACUGUUAGUACAACUACACCAGCGACAACAACUCAGAGCACAACUGUUAGUACAACUGAAACAACCACACCAGCCACAACAACUGAGAGCACAACUGUUAAUACAACUGAGACAACUACACCAACCACAACAACAACAACAGAAUCAACAUCAGCCACAACAAUUGAGAGCACAACUGUUAGUACAACUGAGACAACUACACUAACCACAACUGAGAGCACAACUGUUAGUUCAACUGAAAUAACUACACCAGCCACAACAACUGAGAGAACAACUGAAACAACUACACCAACCACAACAACUGAGACCACAACUGUUAGUACAACCGAGACAACUACACCAGCCACAACAACUGAGAGCACAACUGUUAGUACAACUGAAACAACCACACCAACCACAACAACAGAAUCAACAUCAGCCACAACAACUGAGAGCACAACUGUUAGUACAACUACACCAGCCACAACAACUGAGAGCACAACUGUUAGUACAACUGAAACAACCACACCAGCCACAACAACUGAGAGCACAACUGUAAAUACAACUGAGACAACUACACCAACCACAACAACAACAACAGAAUCAACAUCAGCCACAACAACUGAGAGCACAACUAGCACAACUGUUAGUACAACUGAAACAACCACGCCAGCCACAACAACUGAGAGCACAACUAUUAGUACAACUGAAACAACUACACCAGCCAGAACAACUGAGAGCACAACUGUUAGUACAACUGAAACAACUACACCAACCACAACAACAGAAUCAACCUCAGCCACAACAACUGUUAGUACAACUGAAACAACUACACCAGCCACAACAACUGAGAGGACAACUCCAGCCACAACAACUGAGAUCACAACUUUUAGUACAACUGAGACAACUACACCUGCCACAACAACUGAGAUCACAACUGUUAGUACAACUGAGACAACUACACCAACCACAACAACAGAACCAACAUCAGCCACAACAACUGAGAGCACAACUGUUAGUACAACUACACCAGCGACAACAACUGAGAGCACAACUGUUAGUACAACUGAAACAACCACACCAGCCACAACAACUGAGAGCACAACUGUUAGUACAACUGAGACAACUACACCAACCACAACAACAGAAUCAACAUCAGCCACAACAAUUGAGAGCACAACUGUUAGUACAACUGAGACAACUACACCAACCACAACAACAGAAUCAACAUCAGCCACAACAACUGAGAGCACAACUGUUAGUACAACUGAGACAACUACACCAACCACAACAACAGAACCAACAUCAGCCACAACAACUCAGAGCACUACUGUUAGUACAACUGAAACUACACCAGACACAACAACUGAGAGCACAACUGUUAGUACAACAGAAUCAACAUCAGCCACAACAACUGAGAGCACAACUGUUAGUACAACUGAAACAACUACACCAGCCACAACAACUGAGAGCACAACUGUUAGUACAACUGAGACAACUACACCAACCACAACAACAGAAUCAAUAUCAGCCACAACAACUUUGAGCACAACUGUUAGUACAACUGAAACAACUACACCAGCCACAACUGAGAGCACAACUGUUAGUUCAACUGAGACAACUACACCAGCCACAACAACUGAGAGCACAACUGUUAUUACAACUGAAACAACUACACCAACCACAACAACUGAGACCACAACUAUUAGUACAACCGAGACAACUACACCAGCCACAACAACUGAGAGCACAACUGUUAGUACAACUGAAACAACCACACCAGCCACAACAACUGAGAGCACAACUGUUAGUACAACUGAAACAACUACACCAACCAUAACAACAGAAUCAACAUCAGCCACAACAACUGAGAGCACAACUGUUAGUACAACUACACCAGCGACAACAACUCAGAGCACAACUGUUAGUACAACUGAAACAACCACACCAGCCACAACAACUGAGAGCACAACUGUUAAUACAACUGAGACAACUACACCAACCACAACAACAACAACAGAAUCAACAUCAGCCACAACAAUUGAGAGCACAACUGUUAGUACAACUGAGACAACUACACCAACCACAACUGAGAGCACAACUGUUAGUUCAACUGAGACAACUACACCAGCCACAACAACUGAGAGCACAACUGAAACAACUACACCAACCACAACAACUGAGACCACAACUGUUAGUACAACCGAGACAACUACACCAGCCACAACAACUGAGAGCACAACUCUUAGUACAUCUGAAACAACCACACCAGCCACAACAACUGAGACCACAACUGUUAGCACAACUGAAACCACUACACCAGCCACAACAACUGAGAGCACAACUGUUAGUACAACUGAAACAACUACACCAACCACAACAACAAAAUCAACAUCAGCCACAACAACUGAGAGCACAACUGUUAGUACAACUGAAACAACCACACCAGCCACAACAACUGUGAGCACAACUGUUAAUACAACUGAGACAACUACACCAACCACAACAACAACAACAGAAUCAACAUCAGCCACAACAACUGAGAGCACAACUGUUAGUACAACUGAAACAUCUACACCAGCCACAACAACUGAGAGCACAACUGUUAGUACAACUGAGACAACUAUACCAGCCACAACAACAGAAUCAACAUCAGCCACAACUACUGAGAGCACAACUGCUAGUACAACUGAAACAACUACACCAGCCACAACAACUGAGAGCACAAAUGAAACAACUACACCAGCCAGAACAACUGAGAGCACAACUGUUAGUACAACUGAAAGCACAACUGUUAGUACAACUGAAACAACCACGCCAGCCACAACAACUGAGAGCACAACUAUUAGUACAACUGAAACAACUACACCAGCCAGAACAACUGAGAGCACAACUGUUAGUACAACUGAAACAACUACACCAGCCACAACAACUGAGAGCACAACUGUUAGUACAACUGAAACUACUACACCAGCCACAACAACUGAGACCACAGCUGUUAGUACAACUGAGACAACUACACCAGCCACAGCAACUGAGAGCACAACUGUUAGUACAACUGAAACAACUACACCAGCACCACCAACAAUAGAAUCUUCAACAGCCACAACAACUGAUAGCACAUCUCUUAGUACAGCUGAAACAACUACACCAGCCACUACAACGGAAUCAACAUCAGCCACAACA
Messenger RNA from Ctenopharyngodon idella (grass carp), 3645 nucleotides. RefSeq names its product mucin-2-like. NCBI's taxonomy places the organism in Eukaryota, Metazoa, Chordata, Actinopteri, Cypriniformes, Xenocyprididae. The record is from RefSeq and is a predicted model, not a curated record. The transcript has 4 exons. The annotation marks the transcript as partial.